CCAUCAGCCCACAUCAUCCAACCUCCCCGACACACUACACCCUGCACUCGAAUCCAACACCCCAGGCCUCAACCACAUCAAUCAAACACUCUCAACCCCAACAAGAUGCCACCAAAAUCCACCACCGCCGAAAAGAAGCCAGCCUCGACUGCAUCAAAAGCCCCAGCCAGCAAGGUGGCCAGUGAGCCAAAAGCUGAAAAGUCUACCAAACCUGCCGAUGGCGAGAAGAAGAAGAAGCGCACCAAGCGAAAAGAGACAUAUGGUAUUUACAUCUACAAGGUCCUCAAACAGGUCCAUCCCGACACUGGUAUCUCAAACAAGGCCAUGUUGAUCAUGAACUCAUUCGUCAACGAUAUCUUUGAACGGAUUGCUACCGAAGCUUCCAAGCUUGCAAUGUACAACAAAAAAUCAACCAUCUCAUCUAGAGAAAUCCAAACCGCCGUCCGGUUAAUCCUGCCUGGUGAACUUUCCAAACACGCUAUUUCAGAAGGAACAAAGGGUGUCACCAAGUACACAUCAUCGAAAUAGGCCUCAAGGACUUGGCUUUUUCUCUUUGAUUUCCUUGCAACUUGUGUAUUCUCUUUCAUUUUAAUGGUUAUUCGGCUGGAUGACCCAAUUGCUUGCAUACUCUCGAUCUAACCACCAUUACCCUCAGUCUCAACUUCCUUCAGUUUGCUUUACUUUUUUUUUCCUCACACGUUCUGUAUUGUAUUGCCAUCAAAAAUAUCAUAACAAAUAAUCCCUUUUCUACAUAACCUUUGACUCAGAGUAUAUAUUCUGGAACAUGAGUUUGUCUACAACCUGAAUGUUCGAGUUGCCUAAGCACUCAUGCCUCCUCCACGAGUCCACAUACAACCGACAAGGAGGCAUGAGUGCUUGGAUUUUUUUCGUUGGGGGGGGGGGGCGUUCGGGGCGGUUUCCUUAUUCGGCAUCAUAAUUUUCU
This is a messenger RNA of Puccinia graminis f. sp. tritici CRL 75-36-700-3, 943 nucleotides long. RefSeq names its product histone H2B. The record is from RefSeq and is a predicted model, not a curated record. Lineage: Eukaryota; Fungi; Basidiomycota; Pucciniomycetes; Pucciniales; Pucciniaceae. Gene Ontology annotation, biological process: nucleosome assembly. Gene Ontology annotation, cellular component: nucleosome. Bases 106 to 528 code for a protein of 140 amino acids. The transcript has 4 exons. Gene Ontology annotation, molecular function: protein heterodimerization activity; DNA binding; structural constituent of chromatin.